This is a messenger RNA of Rattus norvegicus (Norway rat), 13903 nucleotides long. NCBI's taxonomy places the organism in Eukaryota, Metazoa, Chordata, Mammalia, Rodentia, Muridae. The record is from RefSeq and is a predicted model, not a curated record.
CUUACCCACCAGAAUCCCAGAGUACAUGGGAGUGCCAGCACUGGACCUAGGUGUAAUGAGACACGCAUUUAUCCCGGUACUCGGAUAGGUAAGACAAGAGGAUUGUGAAUUUGAGGUCAUCGUAAGCUAUCUAGCCAGACGUCAAGAAAAAGAGAAUAAGAAAAAUCAUAUUCUUCUCGGUUCACUCAUUGGUCAGUGCAUAUGAAAACCUGUGAUAAAAUGAAGUAUCUCGACAACAGGAAGCAGAUCCUGUGGGAAAGUUUGCCAGCUAAAAAUAUGCAGGUAGCCUUUGGAAUCCCAGGAACUUAAUCUGCAGGAAAGUGUUUUUAUCUCAUCCCCCUACAGCUCCAUUUUUUUUCCUUAAAUAUCAAAUUCAGGAAAAUUUUGCAGUGAAAUGGUUCAGUAGGUAAGAGAACUUGUUAUGCAAGCACGAGGGCUGGAGUUCAAAUCCCCAGAAUCCAUGCAGAGAGGUGUGCAUGGCUGUGCAUUGGGGGUGGAUAUGCUGCAACAAGGUCAGAAGGAGGAAUAUAACAGAGAAGAACAUUCAACAUCUUCCUCUGGCUUACACGUAUCCAAGUGCUUGUACUUGUGUACACAUACGCAUGCAGCACACACACACACACAAACUACAUACAUAUACACUACCUACUACACACACACAUUGCAUACACAUGCCACAUAUUACACACACACUACAAACAUACCACAUUCUAGGCACACAAAUCCAUAAACAUCACAUACUACAUGUACACACAUACCACAUAACACACAUAUCAAGUAACAUACACACCACACAUGUGCACUAUGCAUAAUAUAUACAUCAUCCCCUUCUGACCUCCAUAAAUACUUCUGACCUCCAUAUGUACUUACAUAUUCACACACAGUACCUUCAUAUGUGCACAUACAGACCACAUACAUCAUCCUCUCUUUCACUAAUGUAUGUACCAACAUGCUCACAUAAAUAUACUUGUACAUGCACACACUCUAUAUAACACCACAACAUACUACACAUACAACUUAUAACACAUAGUAUACACAGCACACACACUACAUAUCCAUACACACACUAACUCCUCCUGACCUUCAUAAGUGCAUGGACCUGCACACUUGCAUGCAUGCAAUACACAUGCACACACAUGCACACACAUGCACGCACAUACACAUUUAAAUUUAGAAAGUUUCAUAGUAGUUGAAAAGUUCAAUUUAACUGCUCUUAAUGUCUAUUAUCUUUUAUUUGCUUGGGUUUUUUUUUAACUUUGUUUAUUUAAUUGUAAUUGUUUCUGUGUGGGGAGGAAAGUAUAGUAUAAUGAAUCAUUAUUUUGUUUGAUUGGAUGUUUUCCUUUGGUUUUUCAGUGUUAGUUAUGGGACCCAGGAUCUUGUAAAUGCCAGGCAAAUGCUCUACCUUAGAACUAUAUGUCCAACCACAUUUACUUUUGAUCUUGAAAUGUAAAAGGGUAAGGAUUAGGUAGGCUUUCAGAAGAAAAGAAGAAAGAAGGGAGAAAAAUUCUGUACUUGAUUAAUGUGGUGGCACAAGGCUAUAGUCAAAAGAGUUGAGAGCCUGAAGCAGAAAACCAUGGCAAGUUUGAAGCCGGCUUGGCUAACAGUUUUGGACCGGCUCAAAACUAACCAGUCAUGUAAUAACAACAAACACACACACACACACACACACACACACACACACACACACACACACACACACGCAUGCACCUUAAAAACCCAAACUCGUCUGCUAGAUUUAUGAUACUUUCCCAAAUUACAAACUCAAUGGAACUGAACUUAAAUGUUUAAGGGUUGAAACUGAAAACUGCCUGAAGUGUCUAUAGCACUUAGAGCCAGAGACUCCCCAGCCAAGCAGUUGUUCUAAGCUAUCUGUGGAGCUAUGGGAAUAAUAUGGGAGUGUUUUAUGAUGAACAAUGACUGGGAAGCUCUCUACUGUGCUGUUGCCAUUUUAAAAGGAUGGGACUGAAGAGAAGGCUUUAAGGAUUCAAUGCUCUUGCAGAGAAUCUGGGCUCCGUUCUCAUGGCCCAAUGGCUUCUCACAACUGUCUAUCUGUAAUUCCAGCUCUUGGGGACCCAGUGCCUGAUUCUGGAGUCUGCGAACAGUAUAGUCAUGUGAUGCACAUAUACAUGUAGGCAAACACUCAUACACUUAAAUACACAUACAAAUAAAAUUAAAAUUUCAAGAAGAAAAACUCUCUCCACUAAUUUAGUUUCUCAAAACUAACAAAAUCAAAGAAGACAAAAGGAACACUUGUGCAAUGGGAAGAAGGACCAGGGUGGAAAAUUGUGAGGCAGGCACAUUACAGAUGUGUACAAUCAAUCAAACCCUCAUGAUGAUCCUGUAUGUGAACAAAAGGUCUGUAGGCUUUCUUAAAGGUACUGGAAAGGUCUGUAGUGGUAAUGAAAGGGCCAUAGCAGCGACGUUUGCUGUCUGGGCUAGCCAAACCACACUGUCUUGAGAUCUCAUUUGAGAGUCAUGCUUACACCAGCCAUAGCAGCACUGAUAUGAACUCAUGUGGCCAAGUUUUCCUACAAGAAUUUUAUGUGACUCUUACAUCCGAGCCACAGCUUCCAUAGGUAGAACUGUCUUAAGAUACUGGGACAGGGACAUCAGGUUGCUGGCUACCAAACUCUGGGCAAUUUGGAUUCCCUCUGAAUGCAUCUCUGAACUUAAGGAUGCAAAUUUACUGUCCAAGAGAAUUCUGAGAAAGGCAUUUCUAACUCUUGUCUUUCGACUGUCCAGCCAGGUUUCUACAUGUGCUUCAGCAUGUACAAGGCACACACAUGCACACUCGAACACGCACACAUGCACACACAGCCCAUGUGCUGUGAUGUGAGUCAGAUCAGUCAGGUCACAGGCCCCUGUGUCACAGAGAACAUGGCUGUUGGGCUAGUGAAAGGAAGGUGGUCUCAGCAAGCUGCCAGUGAAGUGACUUUCUCUGAUCUCCUUUUAAUGUUAGGUUUUCCUGUAGGAACCUGGUACUUAGGGUUGGGAAGGAAAGGAAGAUAAUGCCCCAGACCUGUGUGAGUCCUCAGCCUGCCCUCUCCCUGAACCUCACUCUGCUCCCCCAGCCUGCACACUUCCCUACCUGGGUCUGUGACCUCACCUGAGCACAUUUUUGUUACUUUGUUCAGUGUGCAGUUAUUUCUUUUUUGCUGAUUUUAAAUGAUCAGCCUCACAAAAUCUCCCAGUUGUGGAGACAAAGAAUCUUCUAUUCUCACUUUCAAAGCCAUGUUACUUAAAUGGCAUGCUGGAAAUAACUUUUUAAAGCAAAAAUUAUUAUAGACGAUUCCCUUCUAUGGUGCUUUCUUGGGCACAGAAACAAGAGUCUUGGUUAAUUUAACCUAGGUUUAAGAAAAACAGGAAUUUGGUUAUUUUUAAAUAAAAAUGACUGAAACUCAUUAAGCAAAGAGAAGUUUAGCCCUAGCCAGGAACGUGCAGUUUAUGUGGUGGACUGGGAUGUGGUUAUUUAUGGUGGACCACUGAAGUUUGGAUUGUAAGCCUAGCCUCAAUUCCAAUACUGUAUGCAGUGUCUUAUUCCUAGACUCAGUUUCCCCUGGUAGAAUUCUGUGCUCUGAGUGAUUGUAGUGAAUAAACAGGAAGUGGUAGAGGGUAGUAUUAGGAUGUGAGGGAAGUUAACUAUUAAAAUAACGGAAUGUGGUACAAUUCAAGAACACUAUGCAUAAAGCCAUAUCUGUCCAAGCCCUCUUUACAAGCGGGGAAGGUGUAGUGAGAUAAGCAGUUUGGAGUCUGUAAUCGGGUUUGGAGUAAGUGAGAUGGUUUUGUAUAUAGUUGAUGGCAAGGUGCCCAGUGUUCUCAUGACACUUGAAAGAUUUCAGAUAGAAGCAAAGGAAGGAUACUUCAUGCUCCAAGCACACCUCUAUGAAUGCAGUAGCAUCCAGAAGCUUCUAUAUAGUGCUUUUGUGUAAACAGCGGCGUGAGGAGGUAUGGGUCACUCUUUAUGACGGCCAUUCUGAAAGUCUGUGGAGCCUUACACUCAAAUGGUUCCUGCUGUGUAACCUGAUUCAUUUCCAUCAAUAUCUUCUUUGUUUGUAUAUAUACAGAUAGAUAGAUGAUAGAUACAAGGGGGGUUACACACACACACACACACACACACACACACACACGUUUUUUGUAUAUUAACCCCCAAACUCAAUUCUCUGUAUAGUUUAUUAUUCUUUUUCAUGACUAUUUGUUGUUUUGUUUUUUAAAAAACAUUUCUGACAUUUUAUUUAUAGUUUUAACUCCUGAACAGAAAACAAACACCUAUAAAACAGAUCAGUUAUGUAGAAUUUCAAAGUAGAUUUUUUUUUUCACGAUGAAGUACAGAAACUAAUUUGUUCUGGAGUUUUGAUGAGCCCUGGGAACCCCAGCACCUUCUUUUGGAGGUGUGUCACCCACUGGGGUUAGGGCUACCACCGGGAGGACAGCCCCAUUGUUCUCACAGGCUUGGGCUCCUCCUGGGGGAAGAAGCCUCAGUGAAGCAGGCAAAGGGUAGAGCUGGAGGGAAGUGAACACCUCCCUAUUCUCACCUCACAGUGUUGCUCUAAGAACAACUACCAGGGAUAAACUUAUGUCUCUGAUCGUCCCCUGACUUUAGAAGGAAUGAAACUGGUCCCAAAAUAGGUCCGUGUUUGAAAUCGCUGAAGUUUUGGAAAGCAGGUGGAUUUAGAGUAUCACAGUGUGUUCCAGACAAGGGCAGUAGGAAAGCAAAGCUUUAGGGGUACGAUUGUGCAAACUGCUCCAAAAGCAUCAAGAACCAUGCUACACACAGACAAGUCGGUAGGCUCACUUCACCAGACACUAAACUAUCUCUUCGUUAAAUGCCACCUCACUUUAAUCUCUCCUUUUAGGGACUUCUGAGCUGUUUGCAGACAAGCGUUGAGGGUAUCAUGUUUCCAAGCUCAGGUGAGCUCACUGAGCUAGAUGCCUGGACCUUGGGGAAGGAGUCUGGCAGCUGCAGAAGUUUUCUAAUCACACUGAAGUGUGACCUCAGGCCUCUUUCAUUAUUAGAACUUUCUCACCAACAAUGCCACAAUUCUUCCCACUCUCCAUGAUGGCCUCACAAUCUAGUCCCCAGCCCUGCUUCCUUUCCAGUCCUUUCUUCUCUUUCUCACCCAGGUUAUAGAAAUGAAACAGGUAACUGCCCUAUGCUUGCAGUCAGUUCCUUCCAAUCUUUUCUAUAUGGUGGCCAUUCUCCUUUUCUGUGCUGGCUGUGAAGAACCAGCAACUGGCUUCUUAUAUCACUGCCAUUGUAGCAGACAACUUUUGGAAACACAAUGCUAUUGUCUGUGCGAUAGCUACUUUUCUUUUAGAACACUGGAUUAUUUCCUGCUCUGCCAAAUCCCUCCCUAAAUAAAUAGCAGGUCUGGGCCUCUGAACUUACUAGCAAAGAGAAGUGAUUCAGGUUUGCCCUCUAGUGGCAAAUAUUAAAUGUACACCCUUAGCAGAAUGCCCCCUCCUAUUAUUUUGAUUUUUUUUGUCAUUAUCAACAAGUCAUGAAUCUGUAAAUUAUAGAAUUAGAUGCUAAACACCAAUUUGAAAGCUUAAAGCGAUGUCUUUCUAAUUUUAAAUAACAUGCAUUUCUCAAAUACGUUAUUUUACUCAGAAUUUGGACUAGAAUUUAAAAUAAAAUUUGAUAGUUCGAAAGUGUUUUGUUGGUCUAUUUCUUACAUCUGAAAGUGCCUAUAUAUAAGCCCCAUGGAGGAUCUGCUUGACUUAAAUAUUUAAUGACAUGUCACCAGACCUCAGAAUAGAAGAAGCCAGCAUCCCAUGGUGCUCAGGCAAAACUGCCAACCCUGGGAAAACAGUGCAUUAGCUGAAAUGUAACAUUCAAGGAAAAAUGUUCUUGAUGUAGCCAUCCCAACUUUUACCCAGAAUCAGCCUCAUAUGCAUCAAAGUCAUUCUUAUUCUCUUAACACACACUUAAAGCUCUGCUCUUCUAGGAUGCAGAGAGCAUAAGACCACAUUUUGGGGUGGGGGCGCCUCCACACUGGAUGAACGGAUUGAAAAAAUUCAAAUGACGGGAGCAUCCUAGUUUUCACGUGUAGUUCAGUAUAAACCUCUGAGCAGUAUGAGUCUUGGCUGGCUUUAACACUGAACGGAAUCCCGGGGUGGAAUGCUAUACUGAAUCACAAGAAAGGGGACUUGAAGAGUUACGCUGCAGACCCCAUUUCAACCCUUCACAGUGGCUUUCAGAAUACAUGAAUUAGUCUUAUUCUUCAAAUCCCCCAUCUGACCUGGGAUGCUGUUGCUGUUCAUCAAUGCUUUAUAAGUGAAAUAUUAACUGAAAUACCUAAGAUCUUCCUUCCUUUAACAAGAUGGAGAUACUUUAAGACUGAAGAGCUCAGCUGAACUAGUGAGGUCACGCACUUUAAAGAAACUGUCCAAGGCAGACACUGUUCUGGAAGGAACAGCGGCGGUGUUGGCACACACCUUUAAUCCCAGCACUUGCAGGCAGAGGCAGGCAGGUUCAGGGUCAUCCUGGUCUACAGGAUAAGUUCCAGGAGGGCCAGGACUACACAGAGAAACUAUCUGAAGAAAACAAACAAGCAAAACAAAACAAACAGCAACAUCAAAUAGUUAUCAGUGGAAGGCACUGAAACACAUUGCUUAUGUAUGGCUCCCCAGUGUUACCAUGAAAAGGAUGAGCACCUUUUUUCUCCAAUGUUAUUCUGUGCUCUUGAUCAUUUUCAUAGAAAACAGAAACGCACCGUAAAUAUUAUUAAAUGGUAAAGAAGGAAGAAAACAAACUGUACAAGCAUGAACUCAGAUAUUCCCCGGUCUUUUAUAACAGCCAGGGUUGUCAUUGCUUGAAGAGUAGAGGUCAGAGAACAACCUUGAGGCAUUAGCCACAUGUGCUGGACAGGGCAUCUAAUCUCUGCUGUGCUGUGCACUCCCAGUUCAGGACAGUUCCGACUGCCUCCCCUCCUUCCAUGGCAGUGCUAGGCUCACAGAUACACACUCAUUCAGCUUCGUACACUGCUUUCAGGGAUUGAAGCAGGUCUGUUAAGCUUAAGUGACUAACACUUUUACCCGCUGAGCCAUCUCCUGGGCUCCAAAUCUCUUUAGUUAUUAGCAAACGAAGUCUUAGUUACAUGACGUUUAUGGCAUACUUGACAGACAGACUAUCUGACCUCCCUUGAUGCAACACAAACAGAAUUUGACAAAGCCAGAAGCCAGCAUCUUACUGUCUAGUUACUGCUGACAUCCUCAUCCCCCAUCUUGAUUCUUGUCUUUUGAUGUGGUUGGAGCUCUAAGUUUCACAGGGCUGCCCUGGGAACGAGAGAACCGGGAUUCUAUUCUUGGCACCAUUAGUGACCUUGAGCAGAUGAUUUCAUGACAGGGUCUCUCCGCCUUCACUGUAAACUGAGAAGGUUAUCUAGAUGACCUCACAGGCUCUUUUUGGCUCUAGAUUUGGUGACUCUGGCAACACCUGCUGGUGCCAUUUAUAUGUUCUGCAUCUUUCUUCAACUUUUCCAAACUGUUCUAGCUCGUGGCUAGCGUUAUCAUUAGCACAAAUGUUUUUAAACCCUUUCAUGCUUAUAAUUUGCUGUAUUAUUUCUUAAUAGCAGUUGGUCUUUCUCUAUUAAGUCUUAUUAAGUAUGGUGUAUAUUCAGUUCCACAUUGAAAUUGGAUUGGCAGGCAUGUGACUGUGAGCGUGUAAAUCCAAGAUGGAGAGCAAUAAUUUGGGUGUGUCUUAUUUUGAGAUGAAGUCAAAUGUUCAAAUGGCUUACAAAUCAUCUGUAUUUCACAAUAAAUGGCAUUUUCCUAUAAAACCGUUGUUAUUCUAACACCUACUUUAAAAUGUCAAAUUGUUUAAUAAGUAAAAAUAUCACUGUUACAGUGUGACUACAUACCCCAUCAUUAGGGUUCUUUCAGUUCAUUUGUCUUGUGCACAUAGCAAUAGGCACUCUUGUUACAAUGAAUUGUUUGGAAGCUCUCCAAAGCAGCUUUGAACAGUUGUUGUAUUUGUAUCCUAUCAGUUUGUUGAUGCACCUAUGCCAGAGAUAGAGACAGAGACAGAGAGAAACAGACAGAUGGAGAGAUAGAGACAGACAAACAUACCAAGAGAGUGAGUAUGUAUGUAUGUAUGUAUGUAUGUAUGUAUGUAUGUAUGUAUAUUUACAAAAUUAUUCAGCAGAAAGGGCUUGGAUAUAUUCACAUUAAUUUUAAAUUUGAGGUGACUCAUUAGUAAAAACCUAAAUACAAUACAAGAAUCUAGUAAAAGGAACUGUAGUUCUUUUUUGAUUAGCACAGGAAAAAGGACAUUGGAAUAGCCCUGGGGAAGACCAGAGUCCAGAGCACAACAUAACUUCUGAAAGUCAGCCAAAUGCUAUUUGACUUUCUAAUAGAAUUUCGCAAAGGACCUUUUUUCUUUCUUCUCUUUGGUUCUUGUUUGUGGGUUUAUGCCUGUUGGUCUGGAGAACAGAAUCUCAUGGAGCCCAGGCUGGCCUUGCAUUUCCACAGUAUCUGAGAUUAGACUUAACUUGCUGAUCCUCCUGCCUUUAUCUCUCGGGUUCUGGGCCUCGAGGCCUAUGCGAACAUUCCCAGAUGCAAAGCCUAGCUUGACGUACAGGGAACACGUAGGAACUCGGCAAUGUGGGAUGAAGAGGCCACAGGAGCAGGAUGUAAUAGCCCCAGCUGAUGGUUCUCAGCAAAGUUUCUCCUUCACUCUCCUGUGUGCAUUACCAAGGCAAGCAGGAGGAACCAACUGUGGCUGUCUGUCACCCCAUGUGUUUGUCUGCCUUACAGCCUUAUGAAGUAAAUAUGUCUAAUUGUUUAAGGAAGAAACAGAGGCACAGGCUCACACAGUUAAACGAGGGCAGAAGAAUGGAACCCUAGGUCCCUGUGACAAAAUUCCAGGAUCCCCAAGCUGAUUUUUACUCCCCCUGUCAGAGACCUUUCUGUGGGCGUUGCCCAGGGUGCUUUAGCUGUCUGAGCCAUGGACAUAAGUAAGAUCAGGGUAAUAGACACUGCAGCGACAGUUGCUAAGGGAGUGACUAACAGAAAGCUCCACUUGAUGUCCGACCUCAGCACGGAGCUUUGCUUCAAGCCGCUUGCAGUGAACAACUAGUGUUGCUGCUGUCACUGUGAUGGUUGUUGCUGCUGCUGUUGGAAUUUUGAAGCCUGGCUCUCUAAACACAGAGAAGCAUUUCUUUCAGUUAUUCUGCAUGUAUAACGUCCUUCUGUGGAAGUAAAGAGGCUGAACUUGGUGGCUCACAAUCACAAUUCCAGGGCUAGGAAGGCUGAAGCAGGAUUAUACUAAGUCGAGACCAGUCUGGGAUGCAAUAGUGAGUUUCAGGCAAGCCUGUUCUGCAAAGUAAAACUUUAUAUGUUAAUUAAUUAAUCAGUUCUUAAAUAAAUAAAUAAAUAUACUUCUACCAUGACCAGUUUACCAUUAUUAAGCAAUUUAGCUACUUAUGAGAUGGUGCCUGGAGGUAGGCAAAAACAAACAAACAAACAAACAAACAAACAAAAAAAAACCAACCAAACCAAAAAAAAAAAAAAACAAAAAACCCCAUCAAAUUAUGGCAUGCAUAAAUAACAUAUUAUAUAUAAUACUGUACAGGUGGAAAAGCUCAACUUGAAGAUAAGAGCUUAUUACUUAAAACCCAGUGUAGCUUAUUUGCUAUAUUAGCCCCAGAGACUUUAUUGACUAAAGUAAACUAUCAGAUGCCUGAUAUGUGCUUCCCCCCAACACCCACACUCAACACACACAGACACACUCAUACACACACUCACAUACACACUCUCACACGCACACUCACACACAUGCACUCACAAGCACGUGCUCUUUAUAUAUGUCCCAUUUCUAGUCUAUAUAAAGGCAGACAUUCAAUAUGUUCCAACACACUUUUGGACUUAUGCUUGCUGGUGUGUGUGUGUGUGUAUUUCAUAUUUUUUCUCAUUCUACAUGAUAGAUAGACAUUUCUAUUUCAUCCCUGGCAAGACUUAAAAAGGCACUGAAACUGCAUCUCACUGAAGGGAAAGAGGGAAGGAGAGGGGAUGGGGGAAGAGGAUAGUUCUUGCUCCUAAAAGUGAGUCUACUUUCCAAAUAAGAGAAACUUAAAUAUGGCCAUUAUCAUCAUGUGCAGCUAAUAAGCAGCUCUCUCUUGGCAAGUUUGAAAAUGCUGGGCUCCAUUAUAAAAGUUAAAAAUGUCCUGGACCUGGAGUUGUUUACCCAGAGGGAGAACUGCUCUAAAGUUACAGAGCUCUGGUUGGAAGCAGCGGCUUUAAGGCCGCCUCCAAGUCCCUGACGUCACAGUAGCCCAGCUGCUGUUGUGACACUGAGCUCAGAAGUCCUCUGAGGGUGCAGUUUGCAAAGGGGUUUGUCAGGACUGCUGUGGGAAAUGGAUGGACUUUGUUUUGUAAAAGAAUCACUGCUCUUUAAGACAACUAGCUCUCUGCCCCGCCUCUUCCAUUGCUAGACUGGUCACGCAGAGCCUGACUUGCUGCAGGACGACCCCCAAGUGCGAGGAGGCUUUAUUCUAAAGGCAAGUGAGACCACUUCAAAUCACAGUUUAACAAUUCCAAGCUAAGAGAAGGCAGAGAUGAGCAGAAAUCCUUUGGCUGACGCGUACACAGUUGCCGUGGACCUGCAUGAGCAGUGCGAGACCACAGAGGCCAACUGGCAUAAGGAAAAGAUGGAGUUACUGGACCAGUUUGACAAUGAAAGAAAAGAAUGGGAGAGUCAGUGGAGGAUCAUGCAGAAGAGGAUCGAAGAGCUCUGCCAGGAAGUCAAGCUGCGGAGGAAAAUGAACAUGAAUGAACAUUCUAAGGUCAUUUGUCUUUGUCAUGAUCAAGAUAAAAUGGAAUUUCCUCCAAAUCCAAACUUAGGACAAUGCGAAUUCAGAGUGUUCAACCACCGAGAUGAUCCAGAAAAGGAAAAGAAAAGAGAAAGGGAUUUCCUUGGGGAAGAAAGUCAAGUGUCUCCAGAACAAAAUAUACACAGAGAAACCAAAGUGGGGUUUCAGAAUCCUUUGGCCACAGACAGGAAGGCAUGUGAGGCUUGGGCUGGUGAGACGACCUCUAAGGAUAGUAAAGAUUGUUCUGUCGCCCUUAACACCGCUCUUGAAGAACUUGCAAAAGUUAGUGAAGAAUUGUGCACCUUUCAAGAGGAAAUCCGAAAGCGUGCUAACCACAGAAGGAUGAAAUCAGAUCCUGUUCUGCAGGAAAUGCCAAAUGUAACCCAUGUGCCUCAUGAGGACCACUUGAUCAGCAAUGGCCAGGUCAUUCUUCUAACCAAUUUGGAGAAAGAAAAGCAGAGCAAGAAUCCGAGCUGCCAAUGGACUCCAAAACAGUUCUGUGGGCAACUGUGUUCCAUUGGCACAACUGGUUUACAAAGAACCGCAACACCACCAGCUCCUCCUCCAAGAAGUACCUCUCGGAAUCUUUCCAGGUCAUAUUCUGAACAAGCCCAGGAAAGACUGAAGGAAAGUUUAUACCACAGAGCUGACAUACCAGAAAGUGACAAAGGGACCAGCGUUCUGAAAGAGACUGACAGCGUGCCUGUGCCCAUGGAAAAUGUGUUCAGUGAUCCCACAGAAGCAUCCACAGUAGGCCUGCUCAAACAAAUGCAGACACGAGAGAGUCCCAGCAGCUGUCAGCUGAUGUCCCAUGAGCAUGACUGGAGACCAAGCGAUUUUUCUAGCCGGCCAAGGUCAGCUGAUCCCAAAUCAAAUUACGGUGUUGUGGAAAAGUUGUUGAAAACCUAUGAGACUGAGACAAGGUCUGCACUGCAAAAUUCAAAAUGCUUCAGGGAUAACUGGACCAAAUGUGGUUCUGAUGAGUCCAUAGCAGUGAAAGCCUCCAAUGGAAAAGGAUUUUCCCGACCUGCCAGACCAGCCAAUCGCCGGCUCCCAUCCAGAUGGGCCUCCCGAUCACCAUCUGCACCCCCAGCCUUGCGGAGGAACCCACAGCUAUAAAGUCUCUCUGCAAACCGAAGCCCAGACGCUCUAGGUCUCUAGCCUGGAUUGCUGGAUUACAAAGGCUAUCAUACCUUUUGCUAAACUGAAUCUUCAGAAUGUUUACAAACAGUCCUGUUCUCAUCUGUAUCUUCUAAGACCACUGGGACAAGCAAUCCAAAUCCUAGCUUUCCAUCAGUCUUCAGUGUUUUUAAUCUAUGGGAUCAUUAUCUCCUUGUACUUUAAUUUCUCACAUUAGAUUUUUUAUUGCCAUCCUCAUUGAUUUUCUGACAUGAUUUAAGUUGACACGAUGUACUAUAUUGUAUAUUCUAACUUUCCUUGCAAAUGCAGAAAAACAAGGUUCUGUGCAUGGCCAUGUGUUUGUGGGUGCAUGUGUUGUCAUAGGAAGUAUUCUGGUAUGUAUUUAGGUAAAAAUUUAUGUGCUAGUGUUGAGUUUGAAAUUAUAACAUGUAGACCUAUAUAUUCUUUGUGUUUAUUUUAGAGUUUUGAAAAUAUACAAUCCUAUUUAUAUUUUGCAUAGCGUUUAACAGGUACUCAAACUAAGGCAUUUGACAUUCAUGUAUCACUUAAUGACUUCCUUGGCGACCAACUAUAUUGAAAAAUUAAGAAUUAUACACAAACCUAAGAUUAACAGUUUUCCAGAAAUCAAUCUUAAAUAGCAUUUUAACCCAUAUGAAGAUAACUGAUACUGCUCAUUUCUUGUUAAAUGAAAAUGUCACAGGUUUAAUAUACCAGCUUUCUCAAACAAGCAUAAUAUGCUCACACAUGCUUUUAUAUAUCACCUGGUAGUCUCACGUGGUUUAAUUGUAUACUUGACUCUCAGCCAGGAUAAUUAGACUCCCUUAGUAAUGACAGGACACAGUAGUGGGUUUAUUUUAUCAUUCUCAUUAACAAACAUUUCUUAAAUGAGAUAAAGAAAGGAAUCAAAUCGUGCUAAAUUCUCCUUUUUGUUAAAAUUGUCCCGAGUUUUCAGUUGUUUGCUUUAUCUGGAGUUCCUUUGUUGAGGUAAGUUGUUUGGGUUUUGUUUGUUUUUUUGUUUUUUUGUUUUUCUCCUUCCUCUUUUCUAAUAAUUUCCCCAAAAUUAGUAGAUAAGACUAAUUCACUUUUUAUGUACAAUAAGAAUGAUCAGGAACAAGUUUUGCUGACAGCUCAGUUAUAUUGUAUUUCUUACACUGUAUAAAAAGGCCUUAAACUGAAUCAGGCAUUGCUAAGACACAAUGAUGUACAUCAAAGGUAUAAAGUGAUUACACCUGAUGCAUGAAGUCUAUACUGAGAAGUGGCAUAGGAGAAGUACAAGACUUAAGGUACUUAGAAUCCUAUAUGGAUCAACUUAGACACAACUUUGCUGUGCAUUGUUCCCAUUUAAAAAUCAAUCCUAUUACAUGGUUUGUUAAAUAUUAAUUCAAUUUUAUCCAAAAAUCUUAAGAAAUCCUCUUUUCCAAACAAAAUCUGUGGGCUUUCUGCCUAUAAUAUCCUAGCCACUAAGAGGAUUCCACCUUGUUAUACCAUUCCCUGAAGUAAAACACACACACACACACACAAAUAACUUUAAAUCACAGAUUGCCUUAAAAGGCUUGCGACUGUAGUUCAUGGUUUACAGUAAGAAGACUUCUAGGGCUUAAGUGGUAUUAAGUGUCUAGAAUGUGAGUUUGGCACAAAUCAUGAAGGUUAUAGUUCUACUUUUCUCAGUCUUGCAUCCUUCAGGGAACUUUUUCUACCACAGGAGAGUAGCCUAGACACUUUUCCACUAGAGGAGAGAAAACACUGGAAAAGGGGUUCCUUGGGGCAUGAAAUGAUAACCCAAAACCAUUGCUGUGGUCAUGUCUGUUUCUUGGUGUCCCUGAAUCCCAGGCAGCCUGAGAACAAUCUGUAGCCCCUGUCUUCAUGUUCAAAUCUGAGUGUUGAGGUCUCCUUUAAAGAUGGAAAAAAUCCUGAUCUCAUCCCAAAAAUAAUAAAGAAAGAUUUCCAGCACUGGG